AUGGAUAUCUAUGCCUCCACCUUAUCGCCAGCGCUGGACAUCGGCACAGGCUGCUACCUGCUGGGUGUGGCUGUGCUCUCCAUCAUGGGAAACCUCCUGGUCCUUAUCAUGGCAUUUAAAAGGUCAUCGAGGAUGAAACCACCGGAGCUGCUGAGUGUGAAUCUGGCAGUGACAGACCUGGGAGCAGCAGUCACCAUGUACCCCCUGGCUGUGGCCUCUGCCUGGAGCCAUCACUGGCUCGGGGGAGAUGUUACCUGUAUUUAUUACGCCCUCGCAGGAUUCUUCUUCGGCGUCGCCAGCAUCAUGACCCUGACUAUCUUGGCAAUAGUGCGCCUCAUUGUUUCCCUGAAUCUUCAGUCUACCAAGGAGAAAGUCAGCUGGAAAAAGGUGAAGAUUCUGUGCAUGUUGCCCUGGCUGUAUGCUCUAAUUUGGGCUCUGUUCCCUAUACUGGGCUGGGGCCGGUAUGGCCCAGAGCCCUUUGGACUAUCCUGCUCACUUGCCUGGGGAGAGAUGAAACAUGAGGGAUUCUCCUUUGUCAUCUCUAUGUUCUCCUUCAACCUCAUCAUGCCUUCUGUCAUCAUCACCUGCUGCUACUUUGGCAUUGCCAUCAAGCUCUAUUUCACCUACAAAAAGUCGAUGAACAGCAGCAACCGAGUCCCCAAUAUUGUCAAGCUCCAUCGGAGGCUGUUAGUAAUCGCUGUCCUUAUCAGCGUAGGCUUCAUAGGCUGCUGGGCACCCUAUGGCCUGGUAAGCCUGUGGUCAAUUUUCCACGACAGUAGCACCAUCCCACCUGAAAUAAGUCUCCUGCCGUGCAUGUUUGCAAAGAGCUCCACUGUAUACAAUCCUAUGAUAUACUACAUCUUCAGCCAGAGCUUCAAAAGGGAGGUAAAGCAGCUGGGAGGGAUGUGCCUAGGGUAUAAUUCAUGUCAUGUUUCCAGCAGCAUCAAUCACAACAUGGUUAGUGCUGACAACAAGCCCAAAAUAGCAUCACGGUCUUCUUUACAGGAGUCCAAGAUUGUGACUUUGGUUUGA
Molecule: messenger RNA, 1032 nt
Organism: Xiphias gladius (swordfish)
Lineage: Eukaryota; Metazoa; Chordata; Actinopteri; Istiophoriformes; Xiphiidae
Gene: opn8b
Product: opsin 8, group member b
Exons: 4
Coding region: 1-1032 (343 amino acids)
Biological process (GO): G protein-coupled receptor signaling pathway; visual perception
Cellular component (GO): membrane
Molecular function (GO): G protein-coupled receptor activity
Source: RefSeq, a predicted model, not a curated record